Messenger RNA from Neohortaea acidophila, 1134 nucleotides. RefSeq lists its product as uncharacterized. Gene Ontology annotation, molecular function: protein binding. Bases 134 to 1006 code for a protein of 290 amino acids. The transcript has 3 exons. The record is from RefSeq and is a predicted model, not a curated record. Lineage: Eukaryota; Fungi; Ascomycota; Dothideomycetes; Mycosphaerellales; Teratosphaeriaceae.
GAACUGAACAUCACACCGCCAGCACCAUACUUCGCCAUCACCCAUUACGUUCUCUGGAUUACUCCAUCCAAUGCUUGUCGUUCCACAUCGUCCUGGUCUUUGAGACGAACUUCUAUCUCGAACGUCCUCUGAUAUGAAACCGAAGAUGCCAGCGAACAGGCCGAGAGGGCUCUCGCCUCCGUACGAUUGGGGUGCCAAAACGCUUGUGCAGCGACUUGGAGGGUUAUAUCGAGACGUCUCCACCGUUGACUUCAAGAUCGUAUGCGGCGAGCAAGAAUGGAUGGUCCAUCGCCUAGUGCUAGGAUUGCACUCAAAGGUGCUUGCCGUCGCCUGCAAUGGGAGAUUCAAAGAAGGAUCAGAGCAUCAACUCGACCUCUCUCACGAAGAUGGACCCUGUGUGCUCAGCCUCGUUCACUAUUUCUACUUUUUCAAUUACGCUGCUCUUCACCUUGAAGGCAAAGCAAUCGGCCCCUUGGAGUUCCACACGAAAAUGGCCAUCCUCGCAGAUAAAUACGACGUCGGGCAACUUAGCUCUCUCGCAACCAAGAAGUUCAAGCAGGAGGCACAGCAGUCCAGAUUCAGGACGGGCAAUCUCGAGCCGGUGGAUCUACAAGAUCUUGCCAAUGCAGCCACUUGUGCCUACGAUGCUACGGACCCAACAGAUGAGAUACGAGCGGAGAUUGUGAAGCUUGCCAUCACCUCGAAGCUGCUCUCCACCGAAAGGGAAGAAUCUGAGCAGAACGACUUCGAGAAAGUCGUCCGAGCUCGGCCAGAACUUGCCAGCGACGUUGCCGCAAGGGUCAUGAGCGGCCUUGUGAAUCAUGGAAGAGUCGCUUCGCCUACUGAGAAACGGUUUAGUUGCCCAUCAUCGGCGUGCAAUUUUUCAUUCAUCGCAACAAUGGACGAGGCUUGUACUGCCAUCGAGAACGGGUCUCGCGGCUAUUCUUGCUACAAGUGCAAGCAAUUCUACCCGGUGGAGCUUUGGCAGAGGCGUGCCUGGGAUUAGAUCACUCAUGCUCAUGCAGCGUGCUUCUGCAACCCUACCAUAGCGAGCUGCAAGCCUGCAGAUUCUUCAAAGCAUCGGAGGAUGGUGCAGGCAUGCUGGGGGAAAGAAACACGAGGAGUGGCGAAGGC